CCAACUACCAAAGUGAAAGUUAAACAAAGUUUGGAACUGUUCAUUUUAACAUGGCAAAUUUAUUCGUCGCAUAUGUUUUAUGGUUCUUUGGUGGAGCUUGGGGAUUACACCACUUUUAUCUUGGACGAGAUAGACAUGCCUUUAUCUGGUGGUCGACUUGGGCUGGAUGUUUCGGACUUGGUUGGGUUCGUGAUCUCUGGCGGUUACCAGAGUAUGUUUAUGCCGCAAACAAAGAUCCUGCUGUUUCCUUGCAAGCUUUGAACGAAAAAGCAAAGCGAUAUCCAACACCUCCAUUUAAUGUUGUAAGAUUCGCAGGAGAAGUGACAGUUGGUUUCUUAUUUGGCAUACUGAUUCGAAUUUGUAUUCCAGAUGACUUUGUUGAAUUGGUCAUUGGCCGUAUUUUGUCAAUAAUUGUGCCUCCAUUAGCAGUAACAAUAGGAGUUCAUUUAGUUGGAAAUGUAAGUCCAGAAAAAGUUUCUUUCAAAUGGGCAUUAUAUGGAGCAUACACUUCAGUACCUUUGUUGUUAUUCGAUUCAGGAAAUAACUUGGUAUAUUCUUCAAUACUUUCUGCAAUUGCAGUAAACUGGAAGGGAAAAAACUGGAACAGAGACUAUUUAGAAAAGCGUGGACUUUGCAAACGAAUAUUUGUGUUAACUUUCUGUGGAUUGAUAUAUUUAUCACUUUGGUCAAGUGCAAUAUAUUUUAAUGCAACAAUUACAACAAAAGAAGGAGACGAAGUUCCACUACGAGAGGCUAUAAAUAACUUUUUUACCUCCCCUGCAUGGGCAGAUACUAAAGAAUCAUUUAGAAAUUUAUAUAAAUAUUACCAAGAACAUGGCUGGGAAAAUUUAUAUAACAAGAUAGUAGAUUCUUUAGAUCCAUUAGGAGAAACUAAAGCAUAUAAGGAUUUAGGUCUGCAUGAAAAUGCUACAGAAGAAGAGAUUAAGAAAUCAUAUAAAAAAUUAGUGAAACAAUGGCAUCCUGAUAAACACAUGAAAGAGACAGAUCCUGAUAAAAAAGCUGAAGCACAGAAAAGAUUUAUAGAAAUACAGGAAGCAUAUGAAACAUUGUCAUCAAUAAAGAAGAAACGAGCACGACGAAGUAAAAAAUCAAGAUCAACUAGUCAAGAUCAUGGAGAUCGCACAGAAUUAUAAACUUUUAAAUUAAUAUGUUCUUAAAGAAUGCAAGAAAUUGUUAUCAGUUUAAAGAUGUUUGACACAUCUAGGCCCAUGCCCAGAUAAUUUCAAAUUGGGGAACUUGUAAAAAUAGGGGUUCUUUUUAGGGGUGUUUUUUGGGGUUGAAAGGAUAUAUAUAUUCUUUGUUCAAUGUACUUUAUGUUUUAUGCUUAGUUUUCAUAGUAAAAAUACAUAGUCAAACAAUGAUUAUUGUUAUGAUCUUUUGUGAGAAAAAGCUCUAAGGGUAUGGGUCUGCCAUCAUUUCAUUGACAUUUUUCAUUACGUUCAUGACAGUACAUGUAGCUGCAGUAUAUUUCUCCAUCAACCAAAACAUUGUGAAUAUUUGAAAAAUGAUCUGUUGAUUCUUUUCUGUCCCAAGACCUACAUAGUCAUGUACUUGUGGCUUCAUAGCUUGAAUCAUACACUCAGAGAAUCUCUUGCAUGUCCAGUACCAAAUAACAUCUACUAUGUUCUUGCUGUUAGGCAAAUAGCAUCUACUAUGUUCUUGCUGUGAGGCAAAUAGCAUCUACUAUGUUCUUGCAGUUAGGUUUUACUUCAAAUCUAUUUUGUUGUUUUCUAUGACUUUGCUUUUUGUAUCCAAUCUUGCUAAAUUGGUAUAUGAAAAAAAUGUUAAAGGUUCAAUGAUAUCAGUUUAUGUUUAAGGAUAUAUAAAUGGAGUGAGGCAGAGGUUUUGAAAUGUUGUCUGUUUUACAAAUAUGCAUGUAAUUAAUAAUGUAUCAUGAUUUCACCUAAUGGUACUUAUAUUUAAGCUUGAAAAUAAAAUUAAGAACAAUCUGAAUGUAUCAUGUAUCAUGUGUAUAAAGAUAACGAUGAGAUGAUAAUCCAUUGUGAUAUACAUUUUGAUGUAAUGGUUUUUUUAGUUUUGAAAGAUGUAAGUACAUGAAGUACAUGUAGAUUAUUUUUUUGUUUAUUUUAAAAGGGCUAUUCCUGAAAGUUAAAAUUCUGGGGAAGCACAUUUUGAAUCUAUAAAUUGAUGCUUAAAUGACCCAAAAAUAUUCCCCUGCCAGUUUUUAAAGAAAAAAUAUUUUUAAAAAUUGAGGGACAAACAGUAAUUAAUCAUUUACUGUUUUAGAUAAAGGAUAUUUUAUGUUUCAGGUACAAUUAAUAUUUUGAAAAUAGUAAGGUUGAUAACAGUAGAAAAACAAAUUGAGGGAUAGGAAUCCUCCUAAAUAUAUGUAUACUUUAUAAAAGGUAAAAUAUACAACAAAUUGUUAUUCCUUUGAAGUUUCAUUUACUUUACAAAUAGUUUUUGCGUGCUAUAAUUGCUCAGAUACUGUUGUAAGAAUAUAUGCAAAGAAAUGUUUUUGACUGUUUUGUAAAUUUGAAAUAAGAAUGGUUGUAAUGAGCUAGGCCAAAGUGAAAGAUGAUUAGAAUACAGAUCCUUUGACCAAACUUUCCUUACAAGGAUCUGACAACACACUGUUUUACAUUCUCUUCUGAAAAUUAUUACAUCAACCAAUGAAAUUUGUACCUUGAAAUUUUGAAGGAGUACAUGUAUAUUAUUACAACAAAACCUGAGAUCCAGAAAAAGUCUUCAAAACAGAGAGUAAAACAGAAUGGCGUUAAAUCGUCGAAAGAGGAGCUUGAACACAGGAACUGUAUUUUGAUUAGAUCAAUGUUAUAUAGUCAAAUUAAAAAUUAAUGAGUUCAGUAAAGACUUAAAUAUAAAUAUAUCAGAUAAUUAUCAAAAGUACAUUGUAUGAAAAAUCACUCCCGCUUGAAGUCAUAGACUGCUGGUGACUUGAGGUGUUAAAAUUCAGAAUAAUGAUCUUGACCCUGUCUUUGACAAAUAUACACCAAGUCAGGAGCCUCUGGCCUUUGUUAGUCUUGUAUCAUUUUUAAUUUUAGUUUCUUGUGUAUAAUUUGGAGUUUAGUAUGACGUCCAUUAUCACUGAACUAGUAUACAUAUUUGUUUAGGGGCCAGCUGAAGGACGCCUCCGGGUGCGGGAGUUUCUCGCUGCAUUGAAGACCCAUUGGUGGCCUUCGGCUGUUGUCUGCUCUAUGGUCGGGUUGUUGUCUCUUUGACACAUUCCCCAUUUCCAUUCUCAAUUUUAUCUUUUACCACUUGAAUAUCGAGAGAAUUUUUUUUGAUAGAAUCACUCACAUUCACCAGUAUUCUUUGUGAAAAGCACUAUCAAGAGGGAUUUUCAAUUGAAUCACCUUGGACAUGUUGUAUAUAUAUAUACAUCUAUAGUAUUUGAACAGUAGGAAAACAAUGCUUUAUUUUCAUAAGAGCUCUUCAUUGCUAUAGAUACAGUAGUUUCUAACAUUGAUAAAGUUAAAUUUGUUCAUGGUUGUUGUAUGUUAAUGCCUUUUGCCUACAGCUACAUAUAAGUCCAGCUGUUAGACAGUGUUAUCCAAUUAAUGAAAACCAUUUAUUUGUACAUUUUUAUCUACUUGUUAUUCUACAAACAAGGUUCUUGUCAAUUGAAAUACGAAGUUUUCAUUUAUGUUACAAUAUUAUUUUUUUUCAUUUUGAAUAAAUCAUGAAAGCAAUUUAUCAUCCAUUUUGCUAUUAACCACAGCAGUAUUUUAGUUUAUGGUUACACGUAUCAGUCCAAAACCAUCUUUUAUUUGUUUUAAUUGUAUCCUUCAUUGAUGUUUGUUAUUUACUUGCCUUUUGCCAUCAAUUUUUGUAGAAUUAACAUGAUCAACAAAAUCAAAAUGCUGCCACCUUCUUACAUACAAAUUCUUGAUGACCUAUUUUAUAGGUGUUUUGUGCCAAUAUGCUGUAAAGUGCAAGUGUUUUGCAAGGUUCUUUUUGUAUUAAAAUUGCAAAAAAAUAUCUGCUCAAACUAAAAGAAAUAAGAUCAGGGAUAAGAAAAGAACAAAAAAUGAAACUUAAUACAAAAUAAAAAGAAAUGGUUUAGCCUUAGAAAAGAAAAGGUCAAAAAUCAUAAUUUGACAAAAAAGGGUUUGGUCGUAGAAAUUGCAAACUUCUUAAGAAUAAACCAAUUUACAGUAUGUUUAUGUUUACUCUCGGAAAAAAAAUUGAAUAGUUAAAAUAAGUUGAACCAUUAAUCUCUAGAGCUAAACCUAUUUUAUUAGUUGAACUAGAGUAUCGUAAAUUCAGAAAUUUAUGUGAUGUUUUUAUUAUUUCAAAAACUGCAACCAGAUAGGUGUCACAAAAAUAAAAAUUCACAUUCUUAAUUUUGAUAGCAUUAUUUGUAUGCAGCAUUUCCUGAAAUUGUAAUAAUUAAUUUUGCAUAUAUGUCCAUUUUUCAACAAUCGCAAUGAUAAAUGCACACAGAAAUUUCUGAAUUUACAGAUCUUGUAUAUUAUAUAUUCAUAUACUCACACUAUAAGAGGGAAACACUCAAUCUUUGUAGCAGCAGCCGAAAAUUCUACAGGUCAUCAAAUUACUUAAGUCAUUAUAAAGAUAAGAAGAUGUGGUGUAUAUGACCAUUACAAUAUUACAUCACAAACAAUCUUAAAAUCAAAAUUGAUCAUGAAUUAUACAGAAUUGUUUAUGAGUACUUUUCCUCCAAAGAUUUUUUUGUGAAAAAUUUUGUACUGUGGGCACUUCUUAUGAUAACUUGAUCUGUUCCAUUAAAGAAAAUGUAAUUAACCAUCUCAAAAAAAGUGCAUUAAAUGAUAAUGUUGUUUUGAACCAAAUUAUGACUUUUUUUUAAAUAAAUGAACUAUGUGACUGUUAUAUGAUUUUCUAUUAUUUUUCUAUUUUUGGAAAUUGUAAUCUCUUUGGCUAGACUUUUGUUAAUUAAUUUCAGAAUAGAAAUAAUAAUUUUAUUUGGUUUAAGUUCACAGUAUCAUCCUUUGGAGAUAAACCAUUAUUUCUUUUAAUUUUAUUUUCAUUAUGUGAAGACUGUGUUAUAUUCAAUAAAAUAGACUGGGAAUGAUUACUUCAGGUUAAUCAAUGUCUACCACAUGCUGUCAUAUUAAAUAUUUUUAUAAGUUUAUGAAUGAAUUUUUUGUGUUUACAAUGGUCUGAUUUUAUAUGCAAACUCAGAACAGAUUUCUUAUACAUAUAUUGUAUUUUCUUUAAAAAAGCUUGAUCUAAUAUUUAAUGAUUGUUAACCUUUUUUGCAUUGCCAUAAAGUGUCGCUGCCAAUUGUUUCCAAAAUUCUUUAUUUUUCUUUAAUUUUAUGCAGCAUUUUCUUAUGAAUUGAAAUGCCUCGAUGGUCUCGUGGUAGCUUGUUUGCCUCGAGUGUGGGAAGUCGUUGGUUCGAACCCCGGCCGGUCACACCAUAGACUUUAAAAUUGGUAUUUGCUCUUCUCUGCUAAGCACGCGGCAUUAAGAAGUAAGAGCAAAGACUGGUCAGCUCGGAGUUAGAAUAAUGUGUCCGGGUAAGGUGACAUGUCUUCCUGCGAACUGUUACCUUGUGAACUAGCAUGUUAAAAAUCCGGCUCAGUGUGUUGAUUUAGUACAAAGCAGUGUUAAUAUUCAUAUAACAUUAACAUGUUCUCGUCCUGAAUAUGCAUAUUGAUUUGCCACUGGACAUUAAGCAGCCAUCCAUCAUCAUCAUCUUAUGAAUUGCUCACCAUAACCAUAAAGAGACAAAAUUUUUAAUACUAGCAAUUAUAUAUAUAGACAGUGACAUGCUCACAAUCUUGUAAGUUUUAAUUGUCACCAUCACCAAAUCUAAGUUGAAUCUGUAAAAUUUAGAAUUUUUUAAUUCGUUUGUGUAAAAGUUUAUAAAUUUUGUGAUCUCGAGAUACUUUGUGUAGGUAUGAUCUGAAAUGAUUAACAAUAGCCAUAGUAGAAACUUAGGAAUCUCUUUCAUUGACUGACAUAUUUUUUGCUUUUUGUAUUAUUUCUGUACAAAUACUUGUACUUUUAAAAGUUCUAAUGUCAUACAUUUGUGAAAGUAUUUGUACCUUUAAGUUUUUUAAGGUUAAUUUUUAUUCAAAUUUUUUUUUUUUUAAGAACAUGUUGUUCCAAAAUUGUUUUGUAUGAUUAACAACUGAUGUAACAUCCUUGGAAUGAUUUAUAUGAGUUGUCCAUUUUCCCCUGAUACAGAUGUCUGCAUAUCCUAUUAAAAAAUCAAUCUGAUAAAAAAUGAAGGUACCUAGGGCUCAAUCAAAAUCAUGCAUAAUAAAUAUAAAAACUUAUUCUAGAAAUCCAAUGCAAAGAACAGAAAUCACUGAUUAUAAAUCAUUGUUGUGGGCUAUUUAAUACAUUUGUAUAUUGUUUUAUAAUACUGAAGUGAUUGAUAGCCUGGUCGUGUUUAUUUUACAGCCUACAGGGAUACUAUAAUGUUUGAAUUUGUUUUGUCAUAUUUGAAUACAAAUUAGAUAAUUUAAUUAUCUCCCUUAACACAAAUCUUUACUGGAAAGGUAUGCCUUCCAUAAAGUGUGAGAGAUCAGAUUUUCCCUGUACUUCCAAUAUAUAUAUAUAUAUAGCUUCUGUUACAAUUUUAAAAUGUUCAACACAUGUUCUUAUGCAUAUUCUGGAUAAGAAAUUAAAAGAGUUUUAAUUUCUCAUUUAAUGAGCAUGGUCAUAAGGGAUAAUACCAUCAUUAUUUUCCCCCUAUUGGUUUUUGUUAAAUUGAUUUUUUCCAAAACAUUGUGCAGAAUUAAUCUUUGAUUUCAAAUAAAGAAAUACUCGGCAUGAGUAAAAUAAUCCUGUUAAGGGACACUACUACAGUGAAAAUUUCACAUAACAUUUCAUUGCAUUUAAAGAAAAUAACCAUCAAAGGAAGUAAACCAAGCAACUUUUUAUCCCUUUUUUCCUGUUUACAGGCUUAAGUAACCAUGUCACUUCAAGUUUCCAAAAUAUACUAUAGGAACACCAAAUAAAAUGGAAGGUGCUUUUUUCCCACAACUGUCAAAUUCAAAAGGAAUAUUUUGUCCUACCUUUUUUUAACAUGAAACCAGGUGUGACGUACUAUGUUUUGGUGGUACUAUACCAUAACCUCUUGGGCUUAAUAAGGAGUAUUAACAAUAAAAGGUGAACAUUUUCUACAGUUGAAAUCUAAUCAAUGAAUUUUCAGUAAUAGUUUUUAACAUAGAGUCAUGUCAAGGUAAGAUGGUGAUGGUAUUGUAUGUUUUUUUUUUUGUAAUAAAAUGCCUUUUAUAGUAAGCAUAAUGUCCUCUGUGCUUUAUAUACUGUGCAUUACUUUACUUAUAUAGAUAUCAUAAGGGACUUUCUUUUAUUCAAUCAAAAAAUGUUUGAUUUUGAUACCACCUCACAUUUUUUGACAAUUUGUUUAUUAAAUUCAUGCUAUAGUACCAGUGAUAUCUGUAUCUAUUUUAAAUUCAUAAGCUACAUUCAUGUAUCAUAGCUGAAUAGGUUUUAGACAAUUAAAUGUCAGUAUUUGACUAAACCAAACAGUUUUCUACACCUUAUCAUGUAAUAGUGCUAGAUCGAUCUGUAUUUUCUUUAUUUUUUCCUUUAUUAUGAAUCUAAAUUUGUUUUGUUGACAUAUGUUUUGUUUUUUAUUGAUCUUUGAAUUUUAACUUAAUUCCAGCAAAUAUAGUAUGUAUAGUGCAA
Molecule: messenger RNA, 7647 nt
Organism: Mytilus californianus (California mussel)
Lineage: Eukaryota; Metazoa; Mollusca; Bivalvia; Mytilida; Mytilidae
Product: dnaJ homolog subfamily C member 22-like
Exons: 3
Coding region: 51-1154 (367 amino acids)
Biological process (GO): endocytosis
Cellular component (GO): plasma membrane; early endosome
Source: RefSeq, a predicted model, not a curated record